Messenger RNA from Ambispora leptoticha, 3387 nucleotides. The record is from the annotation of a GenBank genome assembly. NCBI's taxonomy places the organism in Eukaryota, Fungi, Glomeromycota, Glomeromycetes, Archaeosporales, Ambisporaceae.
AUGAACCAAACUGUGCCAGGUAAAGAGUCAGACACUCCUUCUCAAAGCGAAACACGCAUCGAUGUAGUAGUCUCAAAAUCACCAAGGUCACCAAAGUCACCAAGAUCACCAUUUAGCGUUUCGACUUCUCCGCCACCGACACCACGCCGAUUUUCUACUUCUUCAACACGUAGUUAUGAAACGACAACCGACAUCUCACCUGUGAAUCAAAGAGUUUCCACCACAAUGUCUCUACAUGGCUACAACAGAAAGCAUCACCACACUCGAAGAAUUUCCAUAAACUCGUCCACGUCAAAUUUCAGCACAAUGUCUGAAACUUCACUCCCGUGGACAACAAAGGAUAUCGGCUUCAAUGCCAUCUCCGGAGUGUUAAACAAUCCUAAUAACAGCAAUCCAUAUUCAAGUUCUGCGAAGCCAUCAAAAUAUGACAUUCCGGUAGUGCCCCAUACACCUAUUCGUAAGGUGAAGCCUGCUGAGUUUGCGAGUUAUAUCAAAUCCAUCGAACCAGUUUUCGAAAGGUAUCAUCACAAUAAACGAAUAGGUGCAGAACGACAAAAAAUUGGCAGAUCAUCAUCUUCUGCAUCGAGUGUCAUUUCUCCUAGUAUAUCUACAGCGAAUUUACUAGGGAGUAAUAUAACAUAUUUACCGUCACCCGAAUCAGAAGAUGUUCCUGUACAUAGGCUUGCCAGCUCGAGAAAUCCUUAUUCUGUAAAUGUACCUUCACCCUUGCUUGCUGAAAAUACUCCACGGGAGGAAGAGGAGCCAGCAGUAGAGUUUCCAUUACUUGAGUCAGUUCCUCCAAUAUAUUUUGAGGAAGACUUUAAUUUAGAAAAUCCACGAACUUUUGAUAUAGUCUGUGAGCAAGCCGAUGUGAUAGAAUCGAAUUCCGGAAUCUCUACGAAUGCAUUACUUCAAGAAAAACUGGCGCAUUAUCUUGAUACUGUCGAGAUUCACCUUGUUAAAGAGAUUUCUAAAAGAUCGUCAUCAUUUUUCGCAGCUCUCUCGAAUUUACAAGCUUUACAUUCAGAAACAUUAGAAUGUGUCGCACAAAUUAAUGCACUUCGCGGGAAAUUAAUAACCAUCGAAGAUUCAGAGGUAAAACAAGGACUUGAAGUGGUACGAUUGAAACGUCGGAGGGCUAACUUGGGUAAAUUACAUGAAGGAAUUAGAAUGGUCUCGGAGAUACGCUCAACCCAACCCAUGAUACAAGUAUUACUAACACAAGGGGAUUAUUUCUCCGCGUUGGAAUUGCUUGAAGAAUCAGACAGAAUAUUAAAAGGAGGUAAUGUUUUUGAAGAUCACUUUGACGAAAAAUCAAAUAACAAAUUAUCGAAAAGUCCGCAUCCUAUGAUACGUCGCCUGAGUAAUGUCUCUGAGAGUCUCAAGUCAUCCGGAUUACUUGAUCUUCGAGGUGUUAGGGCAUUAAUUCAUUAUAAAGAUCAGUUAGCUGACCUACACAAAAUGAUUGGUGUUAUGACGGAGACGGAUUUGCUUAAUAUGAUAUUUCUUGACUUAAAUGAACAAAUUGAAAACAUCAAUAAAGAUGAAGUUAUAAGAUCUUUAUACAAUAAUAAACAAUCCGCUUCACAACUUCAAAAGGAAAUAAAAUUAAGAGAGAGGAUAGCUCCCCUGAUUGUCGGACUAUAUAAAAUGAAUCGUCUUAGCACAACUUUACAAAUUUAUCGAGAACGACUGUUAAAAGAGAUAAAGAAAAUUAUUCAAAAGCAUUAUCCUUCCUUUAUGUCGAUGAAUAGUUUGCAAGAGGAACAACAAGCAGAAAUGAAAGGAGAAUCGACCAUGAACAAUAUCGCGAAAAUGCUUAAGGGAAUGACAUUCGAUUCUUUUAUGGAAAUUUUUUUGGCAAUAUACGCCGUACUACUUGUAGGAAUGAAACGAAUUGCAGUCUAUAACGAGAUUUUGAUAUCAGUUCUAGCAGAUUUGCGCGUUGCAGGUGUUGAUGAAGUACCUAAAAAAAUCGAAGUAUUGAAUGAUGAUAUAAAAGAAGAAAAGGUUAGCGAGAGACUAAAAGAGGCAUUAGAAAUAGAAAACACUAUAAAAGAUUCUCAGAAAUCAUCUGAAAUUUUGUUUGCUGCUGCUGAUUUAGUUCAUGUACGAUGUGCAAAUUUAAUAGGAAUGCGAGCAGAACAAAAUGCACGACUUAAUCCCAAAGAUUUCUAUCGGUUAUUUAAUGUUACUUGGACUUUUAUAUUGGAAGGGGAAAAUUUGUGUGGUCGUAUGUGUUUUGGGUUGCGAGGGACAAUUAUGUCGCAGGCAAAAUCGUUUCUAAAUCAUUUUCACAUGGAGAAAAUGAAUUCUGCAGCAUCCGGUAUUGACAAUGAACAAUGGGUUCAAAUAGAAGUUCCAAUUGAAUUUCAAAGAAUAGUUAAUAGGAUAGUCGCAGCAUCAUCAUCUGGAUUGAUGGAAUUCAAAGAUAAUUUAUUAGCAGGUCCUUCUUUAACCAAUCCGCUUUCGCCAAGUUAUAAUUUUCCGCCCAUGUCUACUCAAGUUUCUACCUCCACCACCAAUACCAACAACAACAAUAAGAGUAAUGCAGAAAUUAGCAGUGUCUACAUCUUUAUGGAGAAUCAGAGAAAAUUCGUGGUGGUCUCGUGUAGUUUAAUGUUACUUAAAACGCUAGGGGAGUAUCUACGAUGUAUGGCUAAUAUCCCUGUUUUGACGACUGACGCGAUGAAUAAGAUAGUGGAAAUUUUGAAUCUUUUUAACUCGAGAACUUGCCAAGUGAUAUUAGGCGCGGGCGCCAUGGAAUCUGCAGGCUUAAAAAACAUUACAGCUAAACAUCUGGCUUUGGCAUCACAAUCCCUUGGUCUUAUGAUUUCGUUGAUACCAUUUAUCCGUGAAUGCAUACGACAUAAUCUAAACGCAAAGCAAGCUGUUAUGUUAACAGAAUUUGAUCGUAUCAAAGGGGAUUACAUAAAUCACCAAAAAGAGAUCCACGCUAAACUUGUUUCAAUCAUGAAUCAAAGGCUUAGUGUGUAUUUAGAGUCAUUCCAGGCGGUAAAAUGGAAUGAACCAAAUGAAAAUACUCCUAAUUCAUAUAUGGAAAAAUUAAUAAAAGAAACACUGAUUUUGCAUAAGGUAUUACGAAAAUUUCUGCCGUUGGAAAUUGUCCAGAAAGUGAUGAGCGAGGUUUUUGCUUCAUUCAACGCUAAAUUGGCACAGGAGAUUUCUCAAACUGAAAUAUCUACUUUGACUGCAAAAAAAAGACUUCUGGUGGACAUUCGUUUGUAUACGCAUAAAUUGUCAAAUUUGGAGGGAAUUACAGGUCCGACAAAUGAGUUGGAGGUGUUGGUAAAUAAUAUAAGUGUUUCUGAAAAUACUGCCAAGAGGGAGGAUCUUGGUGUUUCAAAAGAUCAAGCCACUACAUAA